CUGAGUUGCGAAUGCUUUCAUUGUUUUGAUGGACUUUUCUGCUAUGCAGAGACUCUCCACUCUCCAGUUUUGCAUUGAACAGGCGUGAAUUUGCGUGGAAAUUUUUGUUGUGAUUAAUGUCUGUCAUCAGACAUUUCAAAAUGACGAAAGUAUUUCAUAACGCAUCCAUAAAGGAUUACGAGAUUGGUCGUCCGCUGGGUCGUGGCGCUUUUGGACGGGUGUAUCUGGCUCGCACCAAGAAGGAGCAGUUUAUCGUGGCGCUGAAGGUGCUGUUCAAGAAGAGCCUGCUGGAGAACCAUGUGGAGCAGAAUUUGCGACGGGAAAUUGAGAUCAACGCCCGCAUCAAACAUCCCAAUAUCCUGCAGAUGUACGGCUGCUUUUGGGAUAACGUGAGUGUCUAUCUGGUUUUGGAAUACGCGCCCAAUGGGGAACUGUUCAAGCGGCUGAUGCGGAUGGGCCAUUUCAAUGAGCCUGAUAGUGCCUCGUAUGUAGCGGAAUUAUGUGAAGCUUUGAUCUACUGCCACAGCCGCAACAUUAUCCACCGUGAUAUCAAACCGGAGAAUCUGCUGCUGGGCGGGUAUGGUGAGUUGAAGCUGGCGGAUUUCGGGUGGUCAGCGCAUGCCCCAUCCUCCAAACGCCGUACCGUCUGCGGCACCACGGACUAUCUGGCGCCGGAGCUGGUCAAGCGCGUGCCGUACGAUGCCAGCAUUGAUAUCUGGUGCACCGGGAUCCUACUGUACGAAUUCAUGGUGGGCAGUCCGCCGUUCGAGACCAAACCCCACGGGAAGGUCCGCAGUGAGCAGGAGCUUAUAAAGGAGACUCACAAUAAAAUUCGCACCUGUAAAUACCAGAUUCCAGAGUAUGUCCCGGCUGAUCCGGCUCGCCUUAUUACCGCGAUGUUGAAGGAAGAAGGAAAAGAUCGUUUGCCACUGGAAACUUUACUUAAGGAUGUGUGGAUUAAAAAAAAUCGUCUGCUGCGUGACAAGGUUGUUUUUGACGACGAGAACAAAGAGGAGAAAAAGGCCGCCAGGGAUGCCGCUGAGGACCUUGAUAGCACACUGGAGAGUGAUGUGUAGUCGGCUGCGCCUGUGAGAUGUCUCAUAAGAUUCUGUAUUUUCUGCUUUUUUUGAAGCGGAAACGUUUUCUGGUCUCUGAAUUUUUUGUGAAUGCGUUUUGUAAAUAUGUGGUUCACUGGCUGCAAUGUGUGCCGAAGGGUUUAAAUCUUUUAUGUGUUGUAUUGGUACGUACGUGUAGUUCGAUUGGUUUGGAUCGUUUUCAUGGAAUUGUUUCGGUACUGUAUUUCUUUAUGUGCUUCAGUAGUGUAUUUCUUUAUACAACAAUUAAGUCACUUACUCCGUUGAGACGGAAAUAUCCGAUCAGUUGUGAA
This is a messenger RNA of Paramacrobiotus metropolitanus, 1387 nucleotides long. Its product is annotated as aurora kinase C-like. The record is from RefSeq and is a predicted model, not a curated record. Lineage: Eukaryota; Metazoa; Tardigrada; Eutardigrada; Parachela; Macrobiotidae. Gene Ontology annotation, biological process: regulation of cytokinesis; mitotic spindle organization; protein phosphorylation. Gene Ontology annotation, cellular component: spindle pole centrosome; spindle microtubule; spindle midzone. Bases 117 to 1076 code for a protein of 319 amino acids. Gene Ontology annotation, molecular function: ATP binding; protein kinase activity. The transcript has 3 exons.